Messenger RNA from Coccinella septempunctata (seven-spotted ladybird), 1516 nucleotides. Its product is annotated as facilitated trehalose transporter Tret1-like. The transcript has 2 exons. NCBI's taxonomy places the organism in Eukaryota, Metazoa, Arthropoda, Insecta, Coleoptera, Coccinellidae. Gene Ontology annotation, cellular component: membrane. Gene Ontology annotation, biological process: transmembrane transport. The coding region runs from base 77 to 1420 and encodes 447 amino acids. The record is from RefSeq and is a predicted model, not a curated record. Gene Ontology annotation, molecular function: transmembrane transporter activity.
CUCUCAUUUAUUGCCUUUAUUCAAGUAGAAAGGUAUUCUCCUAAGUAGGUUUCUAGGGAAACAGGUGAUCUGUAAGAUGAAGACCGUUUUCUCUAGGAGAACCUACGAGUAUUUUUCUGAUUUUUUCGGUCAGCAAUACUUCAAGUUCAUAGUAUGUGUGGCACAUACAUUUUUUUUCGGAAUAGCGGUUGCUAUGAGCUGGACAUCUCCAGUGCUGUCCAAACUGAGCGAGACUGAAGACAAUCCCUUGGGGGAACCCAUAACACCUGAUCAGAGUGACCUCAUCGGCUCUCUUCUAUACAUCGGAGCAGCAAUUGGACCAAUACUCUUCAUACCUGCUGCUGAAUAUUUUGGUAGAAAAAAUGUACUACUUAUCCUGUCAGUUAUCCCUCCACUAACGUAUGGGACAUUUGCGUUUGCCAAAGUUGUUGAAUUAUACUACGUUUGCAGGAUCUUGCAGGGGGUGUAUAUGGGCGGUUCGUUAAGUGUACAGCCUGUAUAUGUGGCCGAAAUUUUGUCGAACGAAGAGAGGGAUUUCUACAUGUCCCUAGGAACAAUGUUUGGGUUUUCUGGAUUGCUCGUCGUUUACGCUGUUGGACCUUUCGUGCCUCUGAUUUACUUCAACGGAUUUUUCGCAAUUUUCGGAGUUGUUGUGGUGAUUUUGCUAGCCUUUGGUUGUCCAGAAACACCUUUCUUCAUGAUGAAAACCAAGGGAAAAGAUGCAACCAAUGAACUACUCAUGCUGAUCCGACAAAAAUUCGAUAACAAGGAGGCUGAUGAGAUACAGAGUACCAUCAACAACGAAGUGAGAGAUUCUUUCUUUGACUUAUUCAGUUCGACGAAGAACAUCAAACUGUUUAUAAUGGCAACAAUGCCUCUUCUACUUCAACAAUUUUCUGGGAUUUCAAUUUUACUGACUUACAGCCAACCGAUUUUCGACAAAACGAAUAUUUCUAUAACGCCAGCGGUUUGUUCCUUGAUCGUGGCUUGCUUUCAAGUUUCAACGAGUUUUUUAACGCCUGCUUUGUUGAAAUCCGGUAGAUUUUCCUUGAGAAUUCUGCUUCUUUUUUGUCUUACCGGUAUGGCGAUCUGCAAUGUUAUCUUAGCCUUAUAUUUUUUCGCUUUCAACGACACGCCAUCUUUGAAUUGGUUGCCUCUGUUGGGGUUUGUACUGUUUGUGCCGUUUUAUAACUGCGGGAUCGAUCCGAUACCAUGGAUGCUGCUGGGACAGAUCUAUCCGAGAUCUUUGAGUUCUGUAGGAAGUGCUCUUUCCACAAGUAUCUAUUUUCUGGCUACUUUUCCCUCCCUAUUUCUCUUCAGUAAGAUAGAGACGGGAUUCUUGUUUUCGUAUUGUGCUUUUUUCUGUUGUUUAGGUAUUCCUUAUGUUCUUUUCAUUUUCUCAGAGCCCAAAAAUGUGUAAUGAAUCAAUUCUUCUCUUUUGAAAGAAUCUUCGUGAAAUGAUCCUAAAUUUGUAUAUAUCCACAUAUACAUCGGCGAAUUUUUAUGGGUAAUUUUA